Molecule: messenger RNA, 1047 nt
Organism: Colius striatus (speckled mousebird)
Lineage: Eukaryota; Metazoa; Chordata; Aves; Coliiformes; Coliidae
Gene: OAZ1
Product: ornithine decarboxylase antizyme 1
Biological process (GO): positive regulation of protein catabolic process
Cellular component (GO): cytoplasm; nucleus
Molecular function (GO): ornithine decarboxylase inhibitor activity
Source: RefSeq, a predicted model, not a curated record
AGCAGCGCCUGGGGAGCGGCCGGCCGCGGCGCGGAGGGUUUCGGGGUUCGGACCAGAGCGGCCGGAUGGUGAAAUCCUCCCUGCAGCGGAUACUCAACAGUCACUGCUUCGCUAGAGAGAAAGAGGGGAAUAAAAGCACCAUCAUGCCCGCUGUGUUGAGCCUCAGUACCGGACAGAGCAGUUCCAGGGUUCCCUUCAAUUGCUGUAGUAACCUGGGUCCGGGGCCUCGGUGGUGCUCCGAUGUCCCUCACCCACCCCUGAAGAUCCCAGGUGGGCGAGGGAAUAGUCAGAGGGAUCACAAUCUUUCAGCUAAUUUAUUUUACUCGGAUAAUCGGCUGAAUGUAACAGAAGAACUAACAUCUAAUAACAGGACAAGAAUUCUGAAUGUCCAGUCAAGGCUUACAGAUGCCAAACACAUUAGUUGGAGAGCAGUGCUGAACAACAACAACCUCUAUAUAGAAAUUCCCAGUGGUGCUCUGCCUGAAGGGAGCAAAGACAGUUUUGCAGUUCUUCUCGAGUUUGCUGAAGAACAGCUUCGAGUUGAUCACGUGUUCAUCUGUUUCCACAAGAACAGAGAUGACAGAGCUGCAUUGCUCCGGACUUUCAGCUUUUUGGGCUUUGAGAUUGUGAGACCAGGGCAUCCCCUUGUCCCCAAGAGACCAGAUGCUUGCUUCAUGGCCUACACCUUUGAGAGAGACCCAUCAGAAGAAGAUUAGAUCGCAAUGCUUUGCCUCUUUAGAGCUUUCUUUGUUGUCUAUAAAGAUGAUUCUGUAGAAACUUUGUCAACAUCUAUUGCAGCACACGUAUCUAUCUCUAUAACUCUGUAUGAAACCUUGUGCCCAGCUGCUCUGGUGAUGAGAUGGUGAUGAUUUCAGGCUCCACACAUCUCUCUUUCUUUCCUCUCUGGAUUUUGUGCUCAUGUCGUGGUUGUGCAAAUAAAUGCUCCCUCCAAAUCCAGCAGUACAUUUCUUGGAAGGUUAAUAUUGUGUUUGUGAUACUGAAGUUAUUUGCUUUAAUUCUAAAUAAAAGUUUAUAUUUUACUUUUUA